Messenger RNA from Cicer arietinum (chickpea), 2862 nucleotides. Lineage: Eukaryota; Viridiplantae; Streptophyta; Magnoliopsida; Fabales; Fabaceae. The record is from RefSeq and is a predicted model, not a curated record.
UUGAAGAAUAACAUAGGGGCUAAACUUCUCUUUCCAAACUCACAUUGUUUCUUCAUCCUUCAAUCCAAUUUGAGUUUCAACUUUGAAGAUAAUCAUGACCGAUAUUGAAGAAGGAGAUUAUAACAGCACAAAUUACACCAUGAUUGAUAAUGACAAAAUUAAUUAUGACAGCACAAUCACCACCGAAGCUGAAUUAGAGGACAAGUUUUGUGAGUACACACUAGAAGGAAAUUGGAAAGAAGUUGAGGAACUAUACAAAUUAGAUGUAAAAUUCUGCACAAUAGACAUAAACAAAAGCAGAGGGACAGCCCUCCAUGUGGCAGUAAACGAAGGCAACAAAAAUGUUGUUAGCAGUCUUGUUGGUUUAAUAUUACAUCACAAAAAUGUGGAAGCACUUGAAAAGAAGAACGAGAAUGGGGACUCACCUUUGCACCUUGCAGCAUCAAGAGGGUAUAAAGAAAUUUGUGAAUGUAUAAUUGGAAAAAAUGAUGAAAGGAAGUAUUUGAUUUACAUUGAUAAUAAAAAUGGAGAGACACCUUUUGUUUCUUGCUUCACUUUCUUGGGAAAAGAAAACGUUUUUAUAUUUGUUCUCUUUUCAUCCGUUUGAUUAGAAAGACAAAGAUAUUUUUUAUUCUAAAGAUUUUAUUAGGUUGAAGGGAGAUAGUAUCCUUCAUUGCGCUAUUCAGAGAGAAUUUUUCGGUAAAAUACAUAUUAUGAGUUUAGAUAUCUAUGGUCGAUAUAAAAUACAACAAUGAUAGAGUCUCUUAGAUUAAAGAGCGAAAUAAAUAGUUCAAAAUCUAACAAUUUCUAUAAUUGUUGUAUUGUGCAUCGACUACAGAAGAUUUACGUAGUAUAAAUUUCUAUGUGAGCAUUUUAAUAUGUAUAAUAUUCUAGAUGAUAUGAAUGGUUAAUUCCUUAUAGUGUACUACAACAUUGGACAUGUUAGAAAAACAUUUGCUAAAUUACUAAUAUUUGUAUUUACUACGUCAGAUUUGGCUCUUAUAAUAAUACAUAAAUAUCCUUUACUUGGUGGAAUUCCAAACAACUAGGGUUACACACCUCUCAAACUUCUUGCUACUAGGCCCUCAGCAUUCGAAAGUGGAUGCAAGAUGAUGUGGUGGAAGAAGAUUCUAUACCACUUUGCAGCUUCUGAUAAUAAGGAAAAGAAACAAAAAGUGUUGCGAGAUCAGCAACAAAACAAUAUGUCAAUGCCAUCUGAUCCUUGGUUCCCGAAGGAUCAUGAGCUUUUUCCAGAAAACUAUGCUACAUGUCUUUGGUUCCUAAAGUUUAUAUACAUCUCUAUCCUUGGCCUUUCAGGAGUAGGUAUGUAUGUGUCUCAAAUGUCUAGCUAAAUUGAUUUCAUUAUCUAUAACUAAUUGUUUGUUUCAUUCUAGACAUCAAUACUUUUAAUUGAAAACAUAUGUUUUGGUGUUCGACAUGUGUCAGUGUGACACUUUAAUUAUAUUCAAUUAAUUUACUUUUUUGAACUUGAAUUUGACUAUCUCGAUUUUUAUUGUAAAAGAGGUUUAUGAAAUUAAGAAAAUGAAGCAAAAACAUAAAUGGUGUAGUCAACUAUUGACCAUUUUUAUGAAGAAGACUCGUGAUUCCUACUUGGGAGAUGGCGGCAAACCACUUCUAAAUAUGAGUGAACCCAAUAUACACGAGAUUUUAAAAGUGACUGCAACAUUGAAAAGUGAGGAUGCAAAGAAGUCUAAAACAUCGAAAACGGAGCAAGAAAGAAAGGCUGAAACACUGAAAAGUGAAACACCAAUAUUGACUGCAGCAAGACAUGGCAUAGUUGAAAUGGUGAAUGUGCUUGUAAACAAAAUACCAAGUUCCAUCUACGAAACUAAUUUGGAAAAUAAAAAUAUAUUAUUAGUGGCAGUUGAGAACAGAAGGACCAUUGUUGUUGAGUCAUUAAAGAAAUGGUUUGAAAAGCGCAAUGCAAAGCCACAAUUUGAUAACCUAAUCCAAUGGGUAGAUAAUGAAAACAACACAGUGUUACAUUUGGCAGCUACACCAAGUGAUGAAGAUUGGAACAUAUCUGGAGCUGCCUUGCAAAUAAUGUGGGAUAUCAAAUGGUUUCAGUAUGCAAAAGGACUAGUCCCAGAGCAUUUCAAAGUUAGAACCAACAAAGAGAACAAAACUGCAAGAGAAAUAUUCAAGGAAAAACAUAAAUCUCUAGUAGAAAGUGGUACGCAAUGGCUAAAGGACACAUCAUAAUCUUGCUCUGUAGUUGCAGCACUCCUUGCAGGUGUUUCCUUUGCUACUUCAAGCACUGUACCAGGUGGCAACAAAAGUGAAACAGGUGAACCUGCAUUGGAAGGAAAGCCGGCAUUUGAUGCAUUUGCUUUGUCAUCAAUAAUUGGCCUUUGCUUCUCUGUCACUGCACUCAUAAUGUUCCUUUCGAUACUCACUUCUCGAAAAGAAGCCAAAGAUUUCAGAAUUGAUCUGCCAAGGAAACUUCUUUUGGGACUGACUUCUCUUUUCUUGUCCAUUGUUGCAAUGUUCACUGCUUUCUGCUCUGGUCAUUUCUUUUUGAUUGACCAAAAAUACAAGCAGAUUAUGUACCUCAUUUAUUUAGUCACUUGUUUCCCGGUGACUUUGUAUGCAGCAUCACAACUUCCACUCUACAUUGAUCUUCUCAAAGGUAUUGUACUCAAAAUUCCAAUGACAGGUGCUAAGGGUGAGGACAUAUAAAGGUGUAUGAUGAAUUGAAAAUAUGUUUAGUUUAUACAGAUAACAACUACAGUCAAUUGAGUACUACUAUUUAUGCUUGUAGAAGUUUAUAUAUUUAUGUCUCAUGUUGGAUUGUGCUUAUUUAAGUAAGGUUUCUAAUAUCAUGUGAUAUGUCAAUGCUUA